Molecule: messenger RNA, 3721 nt
Organism: Neurospora tetraspora
Lineage: Eukaryota; Fungi; Ascomycota; Sordariomycetes; Sordariales; Sordariaceae
Exons: 6
Coding region: 186-3566 (1126 amino acids)
Biological process (GO): mitochondrial respiratory chain complex II assembly
Cellular component (GO): mitochondrion
Source: RefSeq, a predicted model, not a curated record
CUUAAUGCCCUGUCAGCGUCUCAUAGGCAUUAAGCCCACUGUAAACAAAAGAUAUCCCGGGGCCGGGAACCCCCGCGUUAGCGCUCGGCUCCCCGGGCUCUCCGCCAAUCCGAUGUCUUGCGUCAUAACAAUUUUCAAUAUCAUAACCACCGACGCCACCAUAUACACCGUCUCAACUCAUCACUAUGGCCCGCUUGUCUGGUCUGCAAAAGGAGGUCCUCGGACUCUACCGCAAGUGUCUGCGCGAGUGCCGCAAGAAGCCGGAAGCCACUCGGGCUCACUUCAAGGCCUUUGCUAGAACCGAAUUCGAAAAGAACAUCAAGGUUGACAGGAAAGACUUCUCCGCCAUUGAGUUCCUCCUGCGCAAGGGGUCGCGCCAGCUGGAAAUUCCCAGUCUCGCCCGUCGCGCAGCCGAGGAAGUCUUUCGCAAACCGCUCAGUAUAUCGCUGCAAAAGCUCCGUCGAGCCCAGGCUAAGCGACAUGCCACCAAAGUCCGCGUCUCGUUUGUUCACUCUAAUGGGAGUCAGAAUCGUCUUUCGGGGUCUGCAAGGAAGAGGCCGUCGCAUCAGCGAAAGCCGAGUCCUCCGAAGCGUGGGAAUCGUGCUAUACCGGUGAUGUGGCAGGAUAUCGAUUACAAAGGAGGACCGAGACAGCUCCAGAAGAGUCGCGGUUCGUAUGCCAAGCUCGGCCCCUAUGAUGCCUCCUCUUCGCAGGAAGACCACUGUUGCUUGGGGAGCCCGUCGAAGGAAGAUGCGGAGAAACCACCCAGAGCGUAUUGGGGAGAGCUUCCAAGGUCACCUGUGAAAUCACCGCCAAAGGUCCCCAAGCCGCCAGGCGAAGAGCCACUAUUAUACAUCAGCAGAGAUAAGCGAUCCGUCAUCAAGUUGCGACCCCUUCCGCCCCCUCCGGAAGGCCCGAGUGCGCCAAUGCCGAGACCAAGUCCAGGUACACCAACUCCAAGAGGAAAGGCUCUCGCAAGACCAUCAUCACCUGUCAGGUCGGGGGCACCGCAACCGCGGAAACUUCCAAUGCAUACUGAGACGUGGGUUCCUCCUGAGACCUGGGGUUCCACUAACAGACAGCUCAAGCCCAGCAAGAAAGGUUUAGGUGGUAAGGAUCGCGCCAACGCACCGUCAUCUAACAACCGCCAUCUUGUAUCCCGCUUCUGUCACCGUCGAAAAGCAUUCCACAGGUCAAAAGAUCUCGAGGAGGCACAACCGGGCGGUACCAGUACACUUACAGGGCAUCAUCCAGCUGUCGGCAACACCCAGGACUCUGUACGUACGGUGAAAGAGCUCCUCCCAUACCGAGACCAAUUCCGAACUGCCGGUCUUGCGGUGUCAUCCAAGGAGCAAAAGGCAUAUCACAGGAGAGGGAAACUUGCCCCCUUGCUUGGAAAGAUCUCACCAGGAAGUGAAUGGCUGAGACUAGACGGAGGAACCGAAACUAAGGAGCUCAGCAAUGAGAUCGUCAUUGAGGUUAAGAAAGAUGACUCUCCCUCUCCUAUCAAUGUUGAACAGAUAUCACAGAAGAGCGGAGAAGACAAGCUUUCCAACGCUUCACCACAGUCAAGCCCAACAAAGCCAAUUUCAAACGGCCACUCAUUCGCAGAGCGUCAGCCCGGUCAAAAUCCAUCUCCAGCUCCCGACGAAGAAAAAGAAAACAUCAUACCAACAGCCCGACCACCUGCACCAAAACUCCAGGGCAUCCCAAACUCCGACAAAACCCUCCCAGCACUUCCCCGUGUCUUUUCCCAAGUCCUGGUCCGGCACGGCAGCAGCCCUUCGCGGAACUCCAGCUGGAGCGCAGCCAUGCGCCAAUUCCCGCCUACCAUCGUGGAACAAAAGGAGCCAUCGCCAGACAAACAACAACAAAAGCAGAAAACGAUUCACCGUCAUCAACAAAUCGCCACCCCAUCAAUCCAGUCCGCUACCAGUUACGGAACGGCCAUUAUCCAACCAGCAAAGAGGUACGGCCAGUUACAGAUACGAAAUACGCAGAACAGCAUUAGCGAGGUGACUAUUACAACGAAGACGCCCCCCCAUCCGAGCGUGGUUUCCAGUAUCGAGCUGCCGAAGAGUGUCAGAACCAGAACCAGAACCAGAACUGGCACGCCUUCUUCAUACCUGGAACAAGCUCUUGAUGAGGCUGUGCGGCGGCUGCAGGCCAUGGGGGAGACGAGACUGCAGAAGGCCGCGGCGCUGAGGAGGCAGAAGAUGCUUAGUGGUGGUGGUGGUGCGGCGGGGGGUAGUCACAGUAGUCCACGGUCGAAGCCGUCUUCUUCUCCGGUUGUCUCGUUGAAAGGGGCUGGGGCUGGGGCUACAGCUGAGAGGUCGGCCUCGUUCACGCCAGAGGUGGAAGAAGCAAUGGCUGUGAUUAUUCCCAGGGCCGGGGCCCCGUCAAGGCCACCACCACCGAGACCAGGACCAGGGUCGGUGCUGGCUUCUAUUGAGGUUCAUUGCCCGGGCCCAGUCUCGGGUCCAGUGUCGUCGACGUAUAUACCGAAAGGUGCUGCUGGUGCUGGUGGUCAUGCGCCGCUACGCAACACCCGCCCCGAACCAGAACCCAGUCCAGAUCCCGAUCGCGCUGCGUUUCCACUGCCCCCUUCCAGACCAGAAAGCAGCCGUCGUAACUCGCGCCCCGACCUAACCCAAGCCCAAGCCCAAAAAUUCCGCGUCAGCAAACGAUCUAGCUUCAUCUCCACCAACCAACGAGCAAGCUUCAGUUCCAGCCAACGUCGUCCCCCUUCCCAGCGACAGCGUCUCCCCUCUCACGUCCGACCCCCCUCUCAACAACGACCCCCCACCCGCCGUCAAACCCAUCCCCCAACAACAACAACAACUCACUCCUCCCUCUUCAACGAAGACCACACACAGAGACACUCCAACCACCCCGACCGGCACCUCCCCGCGGCCGAUAUCCUCAAAGGUCUCAAAAUCAUAUGCGCGGCCUCAGCUGAUGAAGAUUUGGACGCAUGGUUUCGACAUAAGACGGGACUGAGACUGCGGAGAUUUCUAGCUGAUUUGCGAACUUUUGAGGAGUUGGGGGAGGAGGGGGCGAGGACCAUCUCGGAGGACGUGAAAAGGAGGAGGAGGAGAAGAGGAGAAAGGGCGAUGAAGAGAGGGACGAAGAUGGGGAAGGGGAAGGGAAAGGGAAAAAAUAGGAUUGAAAGGGCUGAAGAAGAGGCUGAACGUGGUGGCUCAACGACGUAUGAAAGAGGGGGAGGAGCACACGGAGGACGCGAAGGGGGUUCAGGAUACGGGUUGAGGCCCGGUAGGAACGGGAGAGGCGGCGGAAGAGACGAAAGAGGGUAUGAGAAGGAGGGAGCGCAGAGAGGGUCAACGUCGAGGAGGUAUGGGAGAGAAUCGGGGGGUUAUGAUAGGGAAACGAAGUAUGAUGAAAGUUGGGGGGCUAAAGGUGGGCACGACCGGGCUAGCAGGAUGCACCGUGGUACGAGUUUUGGGGAGGAGGUUCAUGAGAACGGUGAUGCCGAUGCAGAGAGGAAGCGUAGGAGUGGGAGUGGCAGACUGAGUAUCGGCAAGAGACAAAAAAAAAUUGGGUAUUAAAGAACGCAUCAAGUUAUCUGGCUCCACGAAUUGGGAUACGAAUUGGCAUAUCUACGGCAUCCAUAUGAGUUUUAUACAGACGUUAUAGAGAGUCGACGAUUAGGAUAUUGCUUCUAUUACCAGGACUUCCAUACCUCAUCAAUCUGAUAUCUAUC